This is a messenger RNA of Aspergillus neoniger CBS 115656, 1482 nucleotides long. Its product is annotated as 5'-methylthioadenosine/S-adenosylhomocysteine nucleosidase family protein. Gene Ontology annotation, biological process: nucleoside metabolic process. The transcript has a single exon. Bases 1 to 1482 code for a protein of 493 amino acids. The record is from RefSeq and is a predicted model, not a curated record. Lineage: Eukaryota; Fungi; Ascomycota; Eurotiomycetes; Eurotiales; Aspergillaceae. Gene Ontology annotation, molecular function: catalytic activity.
AUGAGCCGAUCAUCCUCCCUCGACGUCAAAAGUUUCACGGUCGGCUGGAUCUGCAGCCUUUUGAUCGAGUACAUCGCCGCCUGCAACGUCCUCGACGAGACUUUCCCAGACACUACACAUGUUCUACUAGGGAAGGGUGACUGCCGUGCUUACACACUGGGCCGAAUCGGGAAACACAAUGUCGUGAUAGUCUGCCUCCCAGCCGAGUCCCCAGGCGUGGUAUCUGCAUCCGCCGUCGAAACAACCUUGCGAAUUACCUUCCCUUCAAUCCAGUUCUCACUCCUGGUCGGAAUCGCUGGAGCUGCAGCUGGGUCAAAAGAAGAUGUGCGACUGGGCAAUGUGGUCAUAGGAACUAGGAUCGUCCCGUACGAAUUCGGAAAGGUAACCCAUCAUGGGUUCCAAUAUACGGGACAUUGUCCCCGGCCGCCGGCUAUUCUUCAUAAUCGGGUGAAUACUUUUAAGUAUAAGUCUCUACUUGAGUUGGAUAUUGGCCAUCUUGUUCAGGAUAAAGCGCGAUUGUUGCCUAUUCCGCUACGGCAUUUGUUUCGACGUCCGGAGUUGGAGGAUCGUCUCUAUAAUUCCGAUUAUGUCCAUGGUGAACAUUGCGACUGCCAGAAAAGAACGGUUUAUGAUUCUUCUCUUCUUGUUGCUCGUGAGCCUCGGCUAGGGACUAGUGAGGUCAGGGUUCACUCGGGGACCAUCGCGUCCGGGGAUAAGCUUAUCAAGAAUGCUCAAACACGCAACGACUUGGGGAACACAUUCAGUGCACUAUGUCUUGACAUGGAGUCUGCGGGCCUGAGUAGAGGUUCAAUGACGAUCCGUGGUAUUGACAACUAUGCCGACUCGCAUAAAUGCGACCGCUGGCAGGGUUAUGUUGCUAUGGCGGCGGCUGUUUGUGCGGCGGAGUUUCUUAAGAUGGUCCCUGUCAGCGAUGGCCCCCAGGAUCAAUUUAGGAUCAUGGAUGAUGUCAGCAGGGUUAUAACAGCUUCAAUAAAGGAGAUGAAGUCUGUCUUGGAUGGUCUUCCCAGCCCGGAAAAUUACGUGACAACUUUGAUGGCUGUGGAUAAGAGGCUAGCAGCCUUGGAGCAGCGUCUUGCUUUGCUAGACACUCAGAAACGAUCGGCUAAGGCCCUCGAGACAAAACUAGACAUGGUAUUGGAGGGAUUGAAUAAUCUGGAGAGAUCUCAAGGCCAAAUGCAGUCAUCUUUCAGCCAAGCGAACGCAAUCAACGGCGACGAUGAUAAUGUUCUCUAUGAUCUCACCAGAGAAAGAAAGAUACCGAGCUUCGAAAUGGUGGAUAACAAUUCAGGCCAACCGUCCAAGCAAUCACUAGGGGUUUCGGACACUUUCUUCAAAGCUGAACUAGCAUCUUCGGACACGCACAGGAUUCAGUUCGAGUGUUCCAUCAGGUCUACAAAGCCGUUACCGCCACCAAAGCCGAUCAAGUUUCGCUCACGUCCCAUAUGUGGUAGUCUUAGAUAA